This is a messenger RNA of Nicotiana tabacum (common tobacco), 800 nucleotides long. The record is from RefSeq and is a predicted model, not a curated record. NCBI's taxonomy places the organism in Eukaryota, Viridiplantae, Streptophyta, Magnoliopsida, Solanales, Solanaceae.
UGUCAUUUCUGCCAAGAUGAGAGAACUCUCAACUCCGUCCAUGGCUUGGUAGAAACGUUUGCUUAAUUCUUCGUCUUCUUUGUUCCACUCCGUAUUUGCCUCUCUCCAUAUUUGUUUUUCUCCUACCUUCAUCUUCGUCGUAUUUAACUGGAAAACUUGAUAAUAAAGGCAAAAAAAGAAAAAAAAAAUGAACCGAAGAUUCGGAGGAGGAAAGCAGCCAACAGGAACUCCAUCAAUGGCUUGGUCUACUGCUGUUGUCGUUGUUUCCCUCCUUGCUGGUGCCUCCGUUGUUCACAACUUUUUCAAACCUGAUCUGACUCUGCCUCCAUUAGAAAGCAUUGAUGGAAUCAAGCAGAAAGAGGUGGAGAAACAGUAAUCUUUUGUUCUAUUCAUUUAAGUUCGAUUAAAUGGAGUAUCUCUGAAAACAUAGCACCCACCCCUUUGUGUAGGUUGGAAUUUUAGCACUUGAAACUAAACGAUGUUGCAAAUGACAUCUCUUUACUGAAUAUUGUUUUUCUUCGACAGAUCAGUUCUUAGUAGUUCAAACCAAACGACCCCUUGGAUUUAUAUAGACAUAGUCGAAUGAAGUAUAAGUGAUCAUUUUAGUGAAGUGGGUGUAACAACUUGUCAACUUUUUCUCUGUGUUGCCUAUUAUAUAUCGAGUUCGUCCAUUAAAUGUGCCUGAGUCGUCUGUGAACGUACUCUAUAUGUGGAAUUCCGAGUACAUGGUUCCUUCAGCUAUUUUAUCAUUGGGGAAAUGGUGAAUUAUAUCCCCUCCGCAAAACGAAAUAUGUUAAUUA